Molecule: messenger RNA, 576 nt
Organism: Marasmius oreades (fairy-ring Marasmius)
Lineage: Eukaryota; Fungi; Basidiomycota; Agaricomycetes; Agaricales; Marasmiaceae
Exons: 4
Coding region: 1-576 (191 amino acids)
Biological process (GO): transmembrane transport
Cellular component (GO): fungal-type vacuole membrane
Molecular function (GO): transmembrane transporter activity
Source: RefSeq, a predicted model, not a curated record
AUGAUAAUCCAUUAUCCCAAUCCCCGGAUUUUUGUGAUGCAAGAUUUCUACACGCGUGAUUUUUUGUCUAAUAAGAGUCCAUCCGACAUAAGCUGGAUAGGGAGCUUUCAACUCUUCAUGCAGUAUGCUCCGGGCAUCUUUGUGGGGCGUGCAUUUGAUGCAGGAUACUUUCGUCUCAUGCUAGCUUUAGGUUCAUUACUUGAAGUUUUCUCAUUGCUCCUGCUGUCUCUGGCACAUAAAGGACAAUAUUAUCAAGUAUUUCUCGCACAGGCUGUCGGAUUAGGGCUUGGACAAGGUCUACUGUUCAUUCCUUCCCUGGCGAUCAUCCCACGAUAUUUUAGGAAACGUAGAGCGUUUGCUACCGGUAUCGCUGUCACGGGCGCUUCCGUGGGCGGUAUCAUUUGGCCUAUCCUUCUCAAUCAACUAAGUCGAAAGACUUCAUUCGCAAAUGCAAUUCGAGUCACAGGUGGCCUGGCCGGUGCUAUGCUUUGCUGCGCGAAUCUGCUUAUGAAACCAGAACCUUUACUCAAUCAAUUAUCAACUUCGAUUGCCAGGACGCCUUCAUCAGCCCGUUAA